AUGUCGUCCUUCAACCCGCCGCCUGGCCCUCCCCCACCAUCGGUUCCGGAGGGCUGGAAGGCACAAUAUGACGAGAGAUAUCAGACAUGGUUCUAUAUCAAUAUUGCAACCGGAAAAUCACAGUGGGACCCGCCGCAGGCUCCUCCACCGAGUGCUGACGAUUCUCCCCCGAGCGAGCCUCCGCCGUCAUACAACCAGACUGGCCCUGCCGGCCCAGGGGUGACAGGUGCAAUAGGAGAUAAAAAGCAGCCCAUGGCGUCCAACAAUCCAUACAAUCCGGCAAAUGGCUCUCAGAGUCGUGACAGCCCAAGUAUGAUUGACGAAGACGCACGGCUUGCAGCCAAGCUUCAGGCCGAGGAAGAUGCGCGCGGGGGAAGCGGGGAUAGCAGGGGUCCGACGGCGGGUACCGCGGCAGACUACUACAGUAAUCCGUCCCAGCCACCGUUAGCAGGCGCCGGAUAUUCCCCCGGGCCCUCUUCCCAGAGUCCCAUGCCGGAGCAAAAACGAAGCAAGGGCGGUUUUCUGAGCAAACUGAUGGGCAAAAGCUCCGGAAGCAGCUCACGACCGUCGCAGCCGCAGUAUGCCUCAUACCCUCAGCAGCAGCCCGGUGGAUAUUACGGUGGCUACUCUCAGCAAUCAGCUCCACGCCCUGGAUACGGUUACCCCCAGCAAGGAUACGGAGGCUAUCCGCCCCAGGCAGGCUACUAUCCGCAGCAGCCCCUUCCCAGAAAAUCCGGAGGUAUGGGAACUGCAGGUGCAGCCGCUCUAGGUGUGGGUGGAGGAUUGCUCGGUGGGAUGCUCCUCGCCGAUGCGGUGGAAGAUAUGGGCGAUCAUCAAGAUUACGAUAACGGCGGUUAUGACGGUGGAGGUGGUGGCUGGGAUGAUGGCGGUGGUGGUGAUUUUGGCGGAGGAGAUUUCUAA
Messenger RNA from Penicillium maclennaniae, 921 nucleotides. Its product is annotated as WW domain-containing protein. The coding region runs from base 1 to 921 and encodes 306 amino acids. Lineage: Eukaryota; Fungi; Ascomycota; Eurotiomycetes; Eurotiales; Aspergillaceae. The transcript has 2 exons. Gene Ontology annotation, molecular function: protein binding. The record is from RefSeq and is a predicted model, not a curated record.